AGAAAAGAAGAAAAGGGUGCGGUGGCCAGGCAGGAGGAAGUGAGCGCGCUCUCUGUUAUUGCUGCGCAGCCGCUUGCGGGUGGGGCGGCCAGGUGAGCCCGAGAUGCUGCUGCGCUCCAAGCCGGGGCUGCUCCUGCUGCUCCUGGGGCCGCUCGGUCCUCUCUCCCAGGGCGCCCUGGCGGGACCCCGGCAGGCCAAGGACAUCGUGGAGCUGGACUUCUACACUGAGCGGCCACUGCACCUGGUGAGUCCCGCGUUCCUGUCCUUCACCAUCGACGCCAACCUGGCCACCGACCCGCGGUUCCUCACCUUCCUGGGUUCUCCAAAGCUUCGUACUUUAGCCAGAGGUUUGUCUCCUGCAUACUUGAGAUUUGGUGGCACCAAGACAGACUUUCUAACUUUUGAUCCCAAGAAGGAACCAACCUUUGAAGAGAGAAGUUACUGGCAAUCUCAAGUCAACCAGGAUAUUUGCAAAUCUGGUUUACUCCUUUCUGAUGUGAAGAAAAGGCUACAGUUGGAAUGGCCUUUCCAGGAGCAGUUGCUACUCCGAGAACAAUAUCAGAAAAAGUUCAAGAGCAGCACCUACUCAAAAAGUUCAGUGGAUAUGCUGUAUAGUUUUGCAAAUUGCUCAGGACUGAACUUGAUCUUUGGUCUAAAUGCAUUACUAAGAACAGCAGAUUUGCAGUGGAAUAGUUCUAAUGCUCAGUUGCUCCUGGACUACUGUUCUUCCAAAAGUUAUAACAUUUCUUGGGAACUAGGCAAUGAACCUAACAGUUUCUGGAAGAAGGCUGGUAUUUACAUUGAUGGAUUACAGUUAGGAGAAGAUUUUAUUGAGCUGCAUAAACUUCUGGUAAACUCCACUUACAAAAAUGCAAAACUCUAUGGUCCUGAUGUUGGUCAGCCUCGAGGAAAGACAGUUAAAAUGCUGAGGAGUUUCCUGAAGGCUGGUGGAGAAGUGAUUAAUUCAGUUACAUGGCAUCACUACUAUUUGAAUGGACGCAUUGCUACCAAAGAAGAUUUUCUAAACCCUGAUGUGCUGGACACUUUUAUAUUAUCCGUGCAAAAAAUCUUCCAGGUGGUUAAGGAGACCAGACCCAGCAAGAAGGUCUGGUUAGGAGAAACGAGCUCUGCGUAUGGGGGUGGUGCGCCCUUGCUGUCCAACACCUUUGCAGCUGGCUUUAUGUGGCUGGAUAAACUGGGCCUAUCAGCCCAAAUGGGCAUAGAAGUGGUGAUGAGGCAGGUGCUCUUUGGAGCUGGAGACUACCACUUAGUGGAUGAAAACUUCGAACCUUUGCCUGAUUAUUGGCUAUCUCUUCUCUUCAAGAAAUUGGUGGGCACCAGUGUGUUCAUGGCAAGUGUGAAAGGCCCAGACAGAAGCAAAGUUCGAGUGUACCUUCAUUGCACAAACACCAACCACCCAAGGUAUAAAGAAGGAGAUUUAACUCUGUAUGCCUUAAACCUCUAUAACGUUACCAAGCGCUUGCAGUUACCAUAUAACUUAUUUAAUAAACAAGUGGAUAAGUACCUUGUAAAACCUUCAGGACCUGAUGGAUUACUUUCCAAAACGGUUGAACUCAAUGGUCAAACUCUGAAGAUGUUGGAUGAGCAAACACUGCCAGCUUUGACAGAAAAACCUCUCCGCCCAGGAAGUUCCCUAGGCUUGCCACCUUUCUCUUAUGGGUUUUUUGUGAUAAGAAAUGCUAAAGUGGCUGCUUGUUUAUGAAAAGGAAAAGCAGAUACUAGCCCUGCAAGUAAAUAUUUCAAUUAUAAUUGAUAAUGGCUGGGGGUGUAGCUCAGUAGUAGUGUGCUUGCUGAGCAUGCACAAACCCCGGUGUCACCGACCAAAACAACCAACAAAAAAUUAAGCGUAUUGAUGAGUAAAGCAAAACUCAAGUUGCAGCAAGGCAAGAAGAUUCAUUACAAAUCACUAGUGGGAGCUCCAGAGACACUGGGACACUAUGCUAGUUUAGCAUAGUAUUUUGAUCUAAGUAGAGCACCGCUAAUAAUAAUAACUAAUAAUACCAUGUGCCAAACACUAUGCUUAGCACACUGCAUGUACUAUUUUUAAGGUUUUUUUUUUUUUUUUUUUUU
This is a messenger RNA of Sciurus carolinensis (gray squirrel), 2091 nucleotides long. RefSeq names its product heparanase (gene Hpse). Bases 104 to 1723 code for a protein of 539 amino acids. Gene Ontology annotation, molecular function: hydrolase activity, acting on glycosyl bonds. Gene Ontology annotation, cellular component: extracellular matrix; membrane. The record is from RefSeq and is a predicted model, not a curated record. The transcript has 12 exons. Lineage: Eukaryota; Metazoa; Chordata; Mammalia; Rodentia; Sciuridae.